UACCGCCUAAUGUGUUACAGGUGUCGCUGAAGGUUCUAAUUGACAUAAAGGAACUUGUUCAAAAAAGUGUUGGCUAGUGCAAUUUCCAAGUUCUAUUUUAGCAUCUUUACUUCAAAUUGAAAGGCAAAUUUCCACCAAGUGGACUCACCCGGAAAGACAAUUACUGAUACCAGUCCAAUGCAACGAGAUUGCUCAAAAUGUCUGGAUGUGGAUCUGCUUGUGGAGGAAGGACAUCAACCUGAACAGGGCACACAUAACAAUAAAGAGGAGGCUGGUGCCGCAAUGUGGUUGCGGCUCUCGAGGAGGCGUGGGCCGCGGAAGGGGCCAAAGAACACUGAGUGAAGAGAGGAAAUGAGAGUAGACAUGGAGUAGGAAGCAACUGCACUUUCAAGUAAAAGCGGACAGGCAGGGUUCUUGGAGAACGACUUCGUGCAUGAAGCCUUGUCCCGCAUGAUGACCCAAACUGCGCUCAACAAGGGCAAAUGGAUGAUCCUGAGCCGCCACUCCGGAGGUGUGGAGUGACACAUGAAGGAGCACGGCAGAAAAAGCGAGGUGACGUUGGGAGGCGUACUCUCUAACGGCGGACACAUCGAUCCCAAGCUCAGCCUGAGACCUCAACAAGGUCGAAAUCCAAUCUCCAUCAACAUGACUCAUCCAGUUCCAAGAUCUAGACAAGAGAGACUGUCGUUCUGUUUUAAUUCCAGAAGUGGAUGUGACUAGGACACACCAGGAAGUGUCCCGGGCAUCCCUUCCCUUCGCUUCCCUUUCUGAAGCCCGAUGUUUCUUUGUUUAAGGAUCUUUUGUAGAAAAAUCCCUUCCCAAAUCCUCAAGUAAGUCUCCCUCAAUGCCGAGUGAGCCCUGCCCUCUAAAACCUCCAACAGGUUAAGGCUCUCUCCCUCGGGAUGGGCAGCCCAGCAAGGGCUCCUCUUGGUGGAUUUGGCACCACCACCACCUCCCUGGAGGUCACCGGAUGGACAUCUUGGCCGGGGAACAGCUCCCUGGAGCUCAACCAGAGUCUGGCCAUGGCGACGGGACUUGGCGCCGUUGGUGCGGCAGCCAUGAGCGCGGGUGUGGACAACCUGACUCAGGAAAACGUCACCAGCUUGCCCAUGAAGGAGAAGAAUUGGCCUGCCCUCCUCAUCCUGGUCAUCAUUGCAUUGACCGUCGGUGGCAACAUCUUGGUCAUUUUGGCUGUGUCGCUGGAGAAGAAGCUCCAAAAUGCCACCAAUUUCUUCCUGAGGUCUUUGGCAGUGGCGGACAUGUUGGUAGGCAUCCUGGUCAUGCCCAUCUCCCUCAUCAACAUCCUGUAUGACUAUGCCUGGCCCCUACCCAGCACCCUGUGUCCUAUCUGGAUCUACCUGGACGUACUCUUCUCCACCGCCUCCAUCAUGCACCUGUGCGCCAUCUCCCUGGACCGCUAUGUGGCUAUACGCAACCCAAUCGAGCACAGCCGCUUCAACUCCAGGACCAAAGCCAUGAUGAAGAUCGCCGCUGUGUGGACCAUAUCCAUAGGUGUUUCCAUGCCCAUCCCGGUGAUUGGCCUCCACAACGAGGACAAAGUCUUCGUCAAUGGCAGCUGCGUGCUGAAUGAGGAACGCUUCAUUCUGAUCGGCUCCUUCGUGGCCUUCUUCAUCCCGCUGGUCAUCAUGGUGGUGACGUACGGCCUCACCAUCCAGGUGCUGCAGAGGCAGGCCACCGUCUUCCUGUGCGAGGCCAAGACAUCCUCCCAGCAGCCUUUGCAGCCGCCCGCCAUUAGUGCCACCUUGCAGCCGCCCGCCUUCCACCUCCCACAGAUCCACACGCAUGCCCCCCCGGAAGAGCUGAAGCCGCCCCCCACGCAGAGCCGCCGCAACACCCUGAGCUGCCUGAAGGGGGUGGACCCCAGCAUGCUACUCAGCGUCUCCACGUCGGAGAGCGUCAGUAUCGUUGCCAGUUCGGAGGCAACAUCGCAGCUGAGCUCGCCGGCAGCUGGGCCCGGGAGGAGCGAUGCCUCGGGUUGCCAUGGGCGACGAGGAAUGAUGCAGGCUAUCAAGAACGAGAGGCGGGCCUCCAAGGUGCUGGGAAUUGUCUUCUUCCUCUUCCUCAUCAUGUGGUGCCCCUUCUUCAUCACCAAUGUCGCCUUCGUGCUGUGUGGCGGCUCCUGCAAUGAGUCCCUACUCCACGAACUGCUCAACGUCUUUGUGUGGGUGGGCUACAUCUCGUCGGGGGUCAACCCGCUGGUCUACACGCUCUUCAAUAAGACCUACAGGAGAGCCUUCUCCAGCUACAUCCGAUGUCGCUAUAAUAUGGGCACCAACGCUGCCGCACAGGGUUGCAAGAACCCACCGGGGGGAGCAGCAACGUCGUCGUGCCCCUCGCAUGCCAUCACGCCCCUGCUGGCGGACAGCCACAGGAAGGAGGGCGUGGACCGUAACAGUAACUGUCGCAAUGGUGGGCGGGGGGACAAUGGGCGGCUGGCCAUCGACCCAGAGGACACCACGGACGACGGCACCCAAAUGGGGGGCACGUCGCAGAGUCUCUCAGACUACCACAACAUCAGCGCUCUAUCAGAGACAGAGGCGGAGACGGAGGCGGAGCAAGAGCUGUCGCUUAUCAGCUACAGCCCCGCCUCCAGGGUGCACACAAGCAGCGUGUGAUGCCGCUAUGUUUGGAGUCUUUAAGCUGGUGCUCGUACUCAGAAGACUGUGCAAGGAGGCUCAGGGGGUCAGGGCGCCAUCCAUGCAGGAGUCAGAGAGGUCAAAGGGCACCAGACUUCACGAGAAGCAAAUUGACUUUUGUGUGCGCGUGCAAACCAGCAAAGAAAAUGAAUUUUCUUUAGAAAUGCAGUUGACAGGCAUUAAGGAAUUUUGGAGAACCUCUGGUCUCACAGCGUCCUCUAGUGGCCACAGGAAGAAUGCAUCAACAACAACCCAGCACCUGAAAUGUCCUUUUAUAAAAAAAUAACAAAAUGUAUUUUAAAAAAUGGAGAUGAAGGAAAAACUAGAUACUUAGCUUAGAUGAAUCAGAGAUAUAUAUACUGUAGGUCUUCCUCACGUUUGCCAAGGGAAAUUGAGAGAAGUCACACAAUGGUGGCAUGUCAUACUGGAGCCACCGCCAGCUUUUUCAAAGGCAGGUCAAAGGUCAUCUUCUUCUAGACAUGGUAAUGUCGCCAGCAGCACCGCAGAGCCGCCUCAUUCAUGUUUCUCACACAGCGGAAGGUACCAUCACCUUUUUUUCCCCCCAAGCCAAGGUCAAAGAGCAACAGUCAGAGAUGACCAUUAGAAUGAUGAGCAGGAGUCAGCUGAUUCUGAUUCUAUGAUCCCUUCUUCACAAACCAGGACAAGGACUGAGGGCGCUCCACCUCAGAGCAGAGGCAUGGAGGAGGUGGGCCUCGUCACACUGUCACUGUUUGUGGAAGUUAAUGACUGCAUUGCCGAGAACUGAGGAGUUAUGUCAGGGGUGUCCAAACUUUUUCCAUUGAGGGCUGCAAGUUCAUACAAAUUGAAAGGUGUGUGUUGGGAGGCUUCAACACAUUUUCUACUUCACUUUUCCCUAAUCAAUCAAUGAAUCAAUCAAUAACCUUAACGCUUUUGGCUUAGUUUUUACACUUUGACGACAACAAAUUGUCCAUAUAGGUAUGAAUGUGAGUGUGAAUGGUUGUUUGUCUAUAUGUGCCCUGUGAUUGGUUGGCGACCAGUCCAGGGUGUACCCCGCCUCUCGCCUGAAGACAGCUGGGAUAGGCUCCAGCACCCCCGCGACCCUCGUGAGGAAAAGCGGUAGAAAAUGAAUGAAUGAAUGAAUGGUAGGGGCCGAGGCUGCACGGUGAUGGAGUGUUUAGCGCAUGGGCCACACAGCUAGGAGACCCGGGUUUGAUUCCCCCCGGGCAUGUCUGUGUGGAGUUUGCAUGUUAUCUGUGUUUUCUCUUUCCACAUUCCAAAAACAUGCUAGGUUAAUUGGCGACUCCAAAUUGUCCAUAGGUAUGAAUGUGAGUGUGAAUGGUUGUUUGUCUAUAUGUGCCCUGUGAACAUAAAAAAACAUGCAGUCCAUUUUAUUAUAUGGAACGUAAGGACAACAAGUAUAACUUAAUUUUAAAGGGGGUUGAAUGCAGUCGACAUCGUAGUGAGGAUAAUGUGGAAUAUGCUGAAACAAACAAAGCAGCAGGCUACACUUUGGACACCCCUGAGUUACUGGAUGCUAAUAUGGGGAGAGCAGAAAGUGCCACAAAAUCUAAGCCUCUGAGGGGAGGCUCACUGUGUCACACUUUGAAGACCCCCGCCUCCAGAGGCAUUUGGUUUACUGGCAGAGUUUGAGGAACAAGAAAAAGCCUGUCUCAUGAUAAAAAUCUUUAGUUUUGUCAUCUUGUACAUCAAAAGCUCCCAAUCCAAUUCGGAGAGAAUGUGUCCACGGUAACGUAUGAAAAUUGAUUUGACGUUUUUAAAUGAGAAGUCAGAGCAGACUUUUGGUUGCCAAGCAACAAGAUCAAAGAUGUAUUGGCCUAUCUUUCUUUGAAGGUGCUGCUCACAAUGGUUUACCUGAGGCCCCUCCCCCUUGCAAAAAAAAAAGCACAGCAAUAUAUGUUUUAGACUCCAUUCAACUCUGCCAAUAAACAUCAAGGAAAAAGUAAGAAUUGGGCUCAUUAUACUUCUUCUUUUUAUAUAUAUAUAACAUUUUUAUUGUGAAUGAACAUAUCUUCUUGCGUUUAUACAAUAAUCACCCAA
Molecule: messenger RNA, 4697 nt
Organism: Doryrhamphus excisus (bluestripe pipefish)
Lineage: Eukaryota; Metazoa; Chordata; Actinopteri; Syngnathiformes; Syngnathidae
Gene: htr2cl1
Product: 5-hydroxytryptamine (serotonin) receptor 2C, G protein-coupled-like 1
Biological process (GO): release of sequestered calcium ion into cytosol; serotonin receptor signaling pathway; phospholipase C-activating serotonin receptor signaling pathway
Cellular component (GO): dendrite; plasma membrane
Molecular function (GO): neurotransmitter receptor activity; G protein-coupled serotonin receptor activity
Source: RefSeq, a predicted model, not a curated record